Molecule: messenger RNA, 3391 nt
Organism: Xenia sp. Carnegie-2017
Lineage: Eukaryota; Metazoa; Cnidaria; Anthozoa; Malacalcyonacea; Xeniidae
Exons: 3
Coding region: 44-3391 (1115 amino acids)
Molecular function (GO): protein binding
Source: RefSeq, a predicted model, not a curated record
UUUUAAUCUUAAGAAGCUUGGAAAGUGUAAUUUUAAUGGUCUUAUGAAAGAUCUUAACAAGAAAUACCUUGAAGGCACUAGACAAUGGUUAUUUAAAAUACUCGACACUUGGUUUAACGAUAGAAGUGAAGAUGCUUCUAAUGUCAUGAUUUUGAUUGCCGGUCCUGGCGUUGGUAAAAGUGUGUUUGCUGCUGAGGUGUGUCGACGAUAUUCUGAAGAGAAGAAACUUGCUGCUUCUCAUUUCUGCAGAUAUAAUAGAUCAGAUGAGAGGAAUCCUCUAAUGUUAUUAGAAUCAUUGGCUAGUAGCAUGUGUGAUACAAUAUUAGAUUUUAAAAGUAAACUGAAUGAAGAAUUACAGAGAAACCACUCCUACAAUACAGUCACCGAUGCAUUCCGUGUUUUAUUGAAUAAUCCAUUGCAUUCAUUGGAAGGUCAUGAACCGAUGCUUUUGGUUAUUGAUGCCUUAGAUGAAAGUCAAGUUGACGGCAAAAGUGAAUUGUUGGAAUUGAUUGCAGAAGAGUUUGACCGACUGCCUAAAUGGAUUAAAAUCUUCAUCACCAGUCGUCCAGAACUUCCUGCUCAAAAGGAGCUGAAGGACAUGAAUCCUGUGGAAAUUACAACUAGUCCUCGUGAUGAAAACAACGAAGAAGACCUGUACAAGUUUUUGAGACAUCAGUUGAAUAAUCGGGUGCAGAAAGAUCCAUGCGUUCUAUUGUCAUUAGUUGAAAAAUGUAAAAGCUCAUUUUUGUACGCUUACCACGCACAAGAGAGGUUAAAAAAAGAAAAAACUGAGCUAACUGUCGAGAAUAUUGAACAAUUGGUUCCUACUGGGUUGAGUAAAUUUUACACAGAACAAUUCAAGAGAUUAAAUAAAUUAUUGAAAGGAAUAAUUUUAUCAACACACAAAACUGUUAUUUCCGAUAAAAACUUUACGGAAUGUCUUGAAGUGUUGGUGACUUAUCAAAGUAUUUUGCCUUUGUCUUUUCUUUUUCAAUGUUUAGGUUUUUCUGAUGACAUGAAGUUUAAAGAUCGUAUUAAAAUACAUCAAGUGCUAUCUCAAUUUUUUCCAAUUUACGAUGAUUAUUUGACCGUAUAUCACAAGUCUCUCAUUGAUUGGUUAAAAUCAGAUGGUUAUGAAGAGCAUGAGUUUACAGUUGAUCCAAAAAAUGGUCAUAAGUUCUUAUGGCAUGCUUGUGAGAAAGUGUUUAGACAAAUUAAGUCGAUGAACAUUUUUGAAGAUCAGAUGAACACUGCUAUGAUUAAAUAUGCUUUGAAGAAUGGAGUCCACCAUAUGAUAGAAUGUGGCGAAAAUGUUGACUUUAGCUGGGCAGUAGAUAUCAAAGUGGUUUGUGCGAGGUUAAUGUGUGUGGAAAACAUUAACUUGAAUACCAUUAGGUUUGAAUUGCUUGAAAUCAUUGAGGAACUACCUACUUUAUUGAAAAAAGAUGUACUUAAUGAACCACUAUUGCGAUUGUUUUCGUCAAUGGGAUAUGUCUCAUAUAAAGUUAGAGAUAGCUUAGAUUUUUUACAAUUUAUUGCAAACAGAAUUCAUGGCAGUAACGAAAGAAGAUUAUUGGCUAAGGAUUUAUUGAAACAAGGAAAGUUUUCUUGGUUCGAGGAUUUGGACACAACAUAUUUAACAAACCAUCAUCAUUUGACUGUCCCCUUGCGUGCUAACGUUACAUCUCUUUGUGUGUCGUCCAAUGAAGAACUUCUUGCUGUAGGAUAUGAAAAUAGUCAAAUAUCUAUUUUUGAACUUCCAGAAUUCACAGAAAGAUGCACUCUCGGCACUGUACUUGAUGAUUCAAGGCUAAAGGAAUGGGACGAGUAUGACAAAUUUGCAUCCCAGUAUGACAUCUAUGACAAUUUAAACAAUAACUUUAACUAUGGCUAUCCAGAAAUGAAGAAAUCUUCUUAUGUACGUGGAAACAUCUGUUGUUGCUCCUUCUCACCUACCGGAAAUAGACUGGUAACUAGUGAUGGAUCUACUGAAGUAAAGUUGUGGGACGUUAACAAUGAACGUUUGUUAUUAUGUUUACAGUCAGAUGAUGUCGUUAAUCGUUGCUCUUUCUUGGAUUCUGGUUUGUUCAUUACAGCAGAAUAUCUAAAAGUUUACUAUGAUAAUCUUAUGAGGAACACACUUAUGUUCACUGCAUGGAAUUCAUUAACUUUGCAAAGAAUCGAUCGACGCUGCGUUGUUGAUUACCAAGAACUACAAUGCACCGAUAAAUAUUCAGAGUUCUUUGUUGCACAAUUCGACGACACUUCGUAUGUUUUUCAAUUCCCAAAGGCAAUCGAUAUUUUUUCAAGUAAAAAGGAAUAUUCACUACCUUUGUAUUUAAUAACACACCAUUAUCGUGAUUGUAUUUUUUAUCAUACAAGCCAGAAUGGAAAGCUUUCUGAAAUCACUCAGUUGACAAAAUACAACGAUCAAGGAGAAAUCGAAUUUUGUUUACCGGAUGUUGAGUGUCAAUGUUUUUGGAGGAAUCUUACGAAAGUCCAUCCAAUCUCGUUUAAAGAAUUUUACGUUGUGCCGUAUCUUACAAAGCUUAAAAUUUUCAAAACUGAUCAUCUUUGGAGACCUUCAUUUGUCUUUGAGGAAUUUGAAAUUAAAUGUUGUUGUUUGUCACCGGAUGGAUCUUUUUUUGCUGCUUUCGCUGUGGGUGACCACGUCAACAUUCAUAUUUGGAGCAUUGAACGUUGCACUAUUAUUCAAACUGUACCAAUGCAACUGAAGAAAGCAAAAGGAUGUUGGUGGUCAGAUGGUUUAUUGUGGAUAUGGGAUGGUUCUCGUCAUCUUACGAAGAUAUCAACUUCGUCUGAAAAUUUUGUAGAUUCUACUCAAGCAAAGCAUGUUAACAUUGGAUUUAGAGCGAGAAAAAUAUUAACAUUUGGUGAUGUCUUAGUUUGUAAAAACCGUAAAGGUUUUGUUAGAGUUGUUAGAAUUACCAAGGGUGAGAUACAAUACAACAAAAGACUUCCUGUUGAUAGAUCAAAAUUUAAAGCAGCAGCUAUAACUGUAAAUGAUCUAGAGUUCAACUGCUGUAUAAGUGAUAGUAAACAAGCAGCCAUAGCAUUUUCCGAAGGCUUCGAAUGUGUGGGCAUUUAUGUAAUUAAUGUUCAAGAGAAUGGUAAUGUGAAUGAGAUUUUACAUAAUGUCAGUCUUGGAUUUUUGAAAUCCAACCUAGUCGUACACAAAUCUUAUUGCAUUGGAGUGUUUGAUUGGCCAUUGGGUGCUGUAGAUUUAAAGAGUGGUAAAACGUGCGCUGAAUUUGACAACGAACAUUAUUCUACCUUUAUGAUAACUAUGCAUCCCAAUACAGGAACUUUAGCUUUAGUUGACAAAUCAUUUUGCAGAAUUGAAUUUUUAAAACUUAAUGUUCCUGAAUAA